AUGUCAAGCAACACCAAUUACGAAAUCUCGAUGCCAACUACGGACAAGCUCCGUGGCAUGGCCAAUUGGCCUGAAUGGUCAACCAAGGUCCAGCUUGCGCUAGUGUCAAUGGGUCUUUGGGGCCAUGUUAAAGGAGAGGUGAUACGGCCAGCAGAUGAUGCAGCUGAUUGGGUCAAGAGCGAUUCUAAGGCUAUAUUUUUCAUGAUCAACAACAUGACGGAGAUAACGCAGCAGAAACUAAAACAAUCCGGCUGGGAUGUAGACAACGCAACAUCCGAAACCACUUGGAAUCUGUUGAAGUCCUCUGUUACAAAGAUUACGGAUGAAUCCCUUGCUGAACUCUUAAUGAAAUUCCCACACUAUAAGCGCAGGGAUUUCACGACGUUCAACGCAUAUAUUGCAAAAACACUGUGGGCUUGGGAUACGAUUGUCAAAGCUGGGGGCUUAGACGAUAAGUUCUUAGUCAUGACCUUGAUGAAUGGUAUCAAAGACACCUAUCCGGAAUGGUAUACCAACUGGAAGCACGAUUGUGACAGAGGCAAGUUUCCAACCAAGCAGGACUUCCUACAGUUUCUGUCCGCUAAGGCGGAUGACGAAGAAGCUGCUGGAGCCCCUAUCAACUUAUCUAUGCAAACACCCAAUCAGCUACCACCAUUGCCGGAAGGGACCAAAGGGUCGGACCAGUGUCACAUCCAUGUUAACAUGGCUCACACAAAUGAUAACUGCUGGUCGCGACACCCAGAAAAACGACCCUCUUGGCAUAAAGGCAAACGAAAAGGCAAAAAUUCUGGCCGAGUCGGUAACCCAGAUAUCAUCCAGCCGAUGAACCUUGCAAUUCUGGCGACCGCCUUAUCAUCAGAUGCCGUAGUAUUGGAUUCCGGAGCUGCGGAACACUGCUUCAAUGACCUUAAGUGGUUUACACACAUUGACUUCCACGAUGAAGACAGUCGCUAUGUUGGGCAUAAUAACGUCCCCUAUGGUCGUCAAGGAAUUGGAAUAGUGCAGAUUACGGCGAAUGGGAAAACACUUAUCCUGCACAACGUUGGAUACUGUGCGGUUGGCGCCGCAAAUAUAAUCGCGACGAGCAUCUUGGAAAGGAGCUAUGGUCUGGUUGUUAAUGGUCAAACUAAGGAACUGGUUUUUGCAAGUUCAGGGCAUAAGUUAUGCUCAUAUGCAUGGAAAUCAGGAAUAGCUGUUCUUGACAUUGGACCACAAUCCAAGUCACAAUGCAACUUUUCUGUUCUUCCCAAUCGAGCUACAACUAAGAAUGUUGAUUACGGCCUAAUGCACCACCGGCUAAUGCAUGCUGGUGUAGAGAGAACUAAACGAGCUUGCAAAGCAGCUGGGAUCCAAUUGAAUGAGUCAUCUAUUAAGGAAUUUCACUGCGAGGCAUGUUAUCUUGGCAAGGCGGAUGCUAUUAUUAGCCGGGCCAAGUUCGAGCCAACGGCAUUUCUUAGUCAUGUCUACUGGGAUCUGCUACAACACACACCAAUUGGAUACGGAGGCUACCGUUGGUCUCUUCACGGCAUAGACGGAUAUACUGGCUUCCAAUGGAUCAUGUUUUUAACCAGGAAGAAACACGCGCUGCCGAAACUAAAGGAAUGGAAGGGGAAGGUAGAGAAGAUGAGUGGCGGGCAUCAAGUUCAAGUCUUUGUCUUUGACAACGGCGGCGAGUUCAAAUCAGAUAAGGCUGCUGAAUGGGGCACCAAGGAAGAGGUCAAUAUCAAGUAUACAACACCUUAUGCCCAUGAACAGAACGGCAGAGCCGAAAAAGCUGGUAAAGACAUUGCGGCAGGAGCUCGCACAACACUUAUUCAGCUACAACUACCCCAAGAACUCUGGCCUCUCUUCAUGGAGACCAGUGUGUACAUUCACAAUCUCCUACCGGCACGGCGGUACAACUGGCAGAGUCCGAUCCAACGGAUGUUCAAAAUCAUCAACCUGCCAUAUGAGCCAAAUCUCCAGCACAUCCACACAUGGGGCUGUAAAGCCUACGUCACAAUCCCCAAGGAAAUUCAAGUCAAGAGCCAGAAAAUGGCCAACAAAGCCAAGAUUGGCAAUCUUGUUGGCAUGGAAGGUCUGCAUGGCCACGUAUACAAAAUAUGGCUUCCGGAUGAGCAACGCGUCGUCCGGGCCCGUGAUGUGCGCUUCCAUGAGGAACCCAACAAUAAAACACGCACUGAAACGACGAUCGAAUACGAAGCUAAACUCGUCGAGCCAGACCUUGAAGGCUCCGGAAAGAUCAUCUACACAGAAGUGCGGAAUGGGCUAGGCACAGACCUAGGCGGAAAACAAAUAGAGGAACAUCAUCUGGGUCCGUCUGGCACAAUAACACCAGAAACACAUUCAGCAGACCGGGGUUCACUGUCCCCAGAUAUUAGGCUGGGAACACCUCUCGAAUCGCCACACAGUAUGCUGUCGGAUAUUGAUGUGGUUGAACAAAUCGAUGACAGCGGUGCUAGCCAAAGCCAGCAUGAGCAGCUUCAUCAAGACACAGGGCCAAUAAGACAGGCACCUGCAGACGUGGAUAAGAACCCACGAUCAGAAACACCGCGGAACAACUUGCAAGAACGAACACCACCCUAUACGCCGGCCCAACAAUAUAGGGGAGACCAAACACAGAUUCGGAACCAGCUUGCCCAAGAAGAACAGGAGGACCUGCUACAGGAACAGCCCAUACCACCUGCACGGGCAAUGCAUGGCACAGUUUCCGAAGAACAGGAUGUUGAAGAUCCAGCAUCGGAACAGCCGAUGGGCCAGGGGUUAGUGUCUGAUCAACACAACCAUCCCAGCCAUUCUUCACAUCGUAGCCUGCGUAAUCAACCACGACGGGACUACUCAGACAAUGGCGUUACAAUUGCUGCAGGAAGAGCAGCCAAGUACAUCAAUCUAAUAUAUCGAGAAGAAGACAUCAUACAGAAACAGCCAAAACUCCGGCUAAUACCGAUGUGGUCGAUCAUAAAGACCAGGGAACAUCUUAACCAACCACGAGUACCAAAAAACUGGUUUGAUGCCCGUAUGCGAAAUGACUAUAAGUCAAAGUGGCUGCCAGCAAUGGAAAGACAGUUCCGGAGCCUCGCCGAGAUGGACGUCUGGAUCCUUGUUGAACUGCCACCGGGCAAACUUGCGCUUGACGGCCGAUGGGUGUAUGAUGAGAAAUAUCCAAAGGAUGCCGAUCCCUACGCACGAGCCAGAUGGGUCGUACGAGGUGAUCAAAUCAAAGACUCAUACGCCUUAGAAGAUCUCUAUGCAGCAGUAGCACAUAUGACAUCGGUGCGACUCUUCUGUACAGUCGUUGCUCUCUUGGACUUGGACUGGGCCCAAUAUGAUGCGGUGACUGCGUUCCUAAAUGCAAAGGCACGACAAGAAGUGUACAUGAAACAACCACAAGGCUUUGAUGAUGGAUCCGGACGAGUGUGUUUGCUGAAACGAGCACUCUAUGGACUUCCAACAUCACCACUGUGGUGGUUUGAUACAGCCCGCGCAUAUUUGAAAGAGCUAGGAUUUGCGCCACUGGCAUCAGAGCUCUGUCUCUUCCGACGAGACGAUGGAGUCCACAUUCUUCUAUACGUUGACGACAUGAUCAUUGCGGCGCCCACUAAACAGAUGGUCAAGGACACAGCUGAGUCGAUUGCCUUGCGAUUCAAAAUCAAGGAAAUCGGCGAGGUGACAGAGUUCCUAGGUCUUGAAAUCAAGAGAGACCGAUCACAGCGCCGCAUCUGGAUCAGCCAAGAGAAAUUCAUCGAUAAGAUUGUAGAGAAAUUCUUCCCUGACCAACAGCUUAACAAGGCACAGAGCCCCUGGCCUUCGAAGACCGAGAUCCCGGCUAACUGGAAAGAACUGGAUGUCGCGAUGCCAUCCACAGACUGGCUUGAACGUACUGGCAGUCUGAACUUUCUAUCCAUGGGGACGAGACCUGAUAUCACAUAUACCGUACAACGGCUGUGUGAAGCUAAUCAGGGCCCAACCGAGAUACACGUCCAAGUACUGAAACAUCUCUUCAGAUAUAUAUCAACAACCAAAUCGUAUGGCAUUUGCCUCGGUGGUAGUUACAGAAUCACAGAUCUCAAGCUCCGUGUAUAUGCGGAUGCAUCCUUUGCAACGGACCCAAUGACCCGCUUCUCAACAGCAGGCCAUAUUGUCUUCGUUGCUGAGGGGCCAAUCCAUUGGAAGUCGGCCAAGCAGACGCUCGUGACGACUAGCACAACCGAGGCUGAAUUCAUCAACCUCACACCAGCGGGAAUGAGCAUAUUGUGGAUAUCGCAAUUCCUCGCUGACCUGAAAAUGCCGCAACCGAAGCCGUUAGUCCUAUUUACAGACAGUCAGAACGCCAGGUUGGCAGUAUUAAAUAAGAACAACACGGCUCGUACGCGUCAUAUUGAUAUCCGGUACAAGUGGAUCAUCAAUCGUACCAAUGAUGGGUUCUUUCAACUUCAUCAAGUCGGUACAGACGAGAUGACAGCCGAUGGAUUGACAAAGGCACUUACGCCAGUUAAACAUGCCCAAUUUAUCAGGCAACUCAACCUGGGCAAAGCCCAAGUCACUCGCUGA
Molecule: messenger RNA, 4551 nt
Organism: Pochonia chlamydosporia 170
Lineage: Eukaryota; Fungi; Ascomycota; Sordariomycetes; Hypocreales; Clavicipitaceae
Product: transposase
Exons: 1
Coding region: 1-4551 (1516 amino acids)
Biological process (GO): DNA integration
Molecular function (GO): nucleic acid binding
Source: RefSeq, a predicted model, not a curated record